UCUUGUCCCACAGACCAGGGACAGAGGCUCCCCAGACGCUUUCUUUCAGCCUUCAGGUGGCGCCUUUGUGCCAUGGAGCCCGACGCGCCAGUGAUUCUGGACCUGCCAAGGGGCCAAGGGAUGAGCUGGGGUCCUCCUUCUCAAUGGCAUCUCCCCCUGGUCUGGAACUGAAGACACUGAGCAAUGGUCCUCAAGUUCCAAGGAGACCGGCUCCUCUGGGCCCAGUGGCCCCACCCAGGGCCGGUGUGGAGAAUGCCUGUUUUUUCUCAGAGGAGCAUGAGACUCAUUUCCAGAACCCUGGGGAUGCCAGACUGGGCAACUCCCCCAGUCCCCUGGGGAGUGUCCCCUCACUGCCCCGGUCCCAGCGGGAUGAUCUGUCCCUGUGUUCAGAGGAAGGGCCAGGUCUGGAGCCCGUGAGUCGCCCUGUGGAUUAUGGCUUCGUUUCUGCUCUGGUUUUCCUGGUGAGUGGGAUCCUCCUGGUGGUGACAGCAUAUGCAAUCCCUCGUGAGGCCCAAGUCAACCCAGACACAGUGACCGCAAGAGAGAUGGAGCAACUAGAGAUGUACUAUGCGCGCUUGGGCUCCCACCUGGACAAGUGCAUCAUUGCAGGCCUGGGGCUGCUCACAGUGGGAGGCAUGCUCUUGUCAGUGCUGCUCAUGAUCUCCUUGUGCAAGGGCGAGUUGUACCGCAGGAGGAACUUUGUCCCUGGCAGAGGCCCCAGGAAGACCUACGGCUCCAUUAACCUGCGCAUGAGACAGCUAAAUGGGGAUAGGGGCCAAGCACUGGUGGAAAAUGAAGUUAUCCAGGUCCCGGAGGCCAGCCAUACCCUCCAGGGGUCUUAAGUAAAAUCCCACUCUAUCUGGAUGCACUAGCUCCAGGGCUCUGAGGCCCCCAGAAAUGCCUGGGGUUUAAAACAGCUCCACACAGGGCCCAGUGGAAGGAGUCUAGGGUGCUGGAGGGGGAGCCUGGGGCUUGGCCCAGGCCCCACUCAGGCAAGCGCCUGCUGAUCUGUUUUAUAGCUUGAGGUUUUGCAUAAGGUUUUGUUUGGAAGAUGGCUUCUGCUGCUAAAAAUACAAAGUUUGGAAACCGCUGCUCUUAGAAGAUGAGGUUCUUGGCAUUUCUGAGUAUUGAGAGCCAUUUGAAAGAUUGUCUAUCCUGUUCCUCCUGCCAUCGGGAAUUCCAGGACCUCUGAUCCUCAUUGGCUAAGUGAUGGUUUUAGGUGGGUACCCUUCUGCCCUGACCAUCCAAGUUGGUAAGUAGCUUCAUAGUCAGGGAAAGGCCAGCACUGGGAUGACCUGUGGCACCCCACUGACUGAACUGAAACCUUCCCCUCUUCAAGCCUUAGUUGCUCUUCUCUGUCAAGCAGGAGGGUUGGACUGAUGACUUCUCAAGCUGGUUCUGCCCUGGUAAUGGGAAUCCAGUCUCCACCUGUGGCCGCCCCCUUCAAAAGAAGAGGUAUUUGCUACACACUGAUCAUUCUUCAUGCCAUUUUCUGGCCCAACCUUGGUGACCACCACUGUGAGGAAGCCAGCUGCUCAUAUGGUCCUUCUAAACAGCUUGGCUGGAUGAAUUAUAUUCAUUUGCCACAGCCUGGUUUUGGCUUUAAGAUCUAAUUUCUGGCAGUGACUGAUUUUCUGCAGUGGCAUAUUUUAUGGAGUUAGGUGCACAGUUUUCACCAUCCUCUGGGCAUGAAAGAUCUUUUCUACAAGAAAGUAUGAGCACUUUGUUGUAUUUGAGGACUGUGUUGUAUUUUUGUGGGUGUGACACAGGCCUUUAUCAUCUUCCCCCACUCAAUAGUAUGUCUCUUGGGCCUGACCUCAUUCUGCUAGCAGAAAGAAAAAAAAAGAAAAAAGAAAGAAAGGAAGAGAGAGAGAAAGAGAAAGAAAGAAAGAAAACAACCAACUUUUAAAACACCGCAUUUGUAGCUUCCUGCUUCCCCUCUUAGUAGUAAAGUGCAGCCACAAUUUAUUUGGGAGAAAUCAGGUAUAUUGAGGUGGCCUGGACACUCUGGCUGAGUUGAUUACCAUUUGUUCUCUUUUAUGGAAUGUUUCCAGGCUCCUUCCAAACUCUCUUUCACCUUCUGACAAGGAAGGUUCCUGGUGGGAAGGACAUGCAGGCAUUUGGGCAUUUGGGGGAGGCAUUGUCAAGUCCAGGCAGCCCUGGAGGGUUUCCAGAGUGUGUGCCUUCUAGGGCAUUAGUAUGAAGACUCUGAAGGACCAAUUUCAGUGAGAUUUUGCCUCUAAGAAGGUCCACUAAUUUCCUUAAGGUUCUCCACAUGGGAAUGGAUUGUAACUGUCUCUAGGGUGGGAGUCUGGGGGUAAAUAGGGACUGUAGGCUGUCAUUACCGUAACAUGAGUCUUCAAUCCACUGAGCUGAACAUCUGGGCUCACAGCUUCUGAGACAGAUCAAAUAUCUGUUCCUGCUGGCAGUUUUUGUUGGGAGCAGAGCUGGGGGAGGGCUGAAGGGACUGAAAUUGUUUAGUUUGGCCUCCUGGGUUCUGUUGUGGUGUGAAAAGGGUGUGGCUAGAAAAGAACAAAGCCCAAGAUGGUGAAUGAUGCACAGGUCCUGGGUUUCUAGAUGGUAGAUGUGUGCAGUUCUUGCAGGCUCCAAGCAAAGACAGCAGCAGAGAUGGCAUGAGCCCUUCUAGGUGAACUCCAGGGAAACUGAGCAUCUCAAAUGAUGGGCCAAGGCUUUUCGAGUCCAUGAUGAUGAUAAUAAAGAUAUCAAUCUGAGCCAUUUGGAUUACUGUGAUGGUGGGAAACUUAUUUGGAUACUAAACCUGUUGAGAGAGUGUAUCUGGGACCAUCAAUUCUUAUUAGUUUAAAUGCAAUGAAAUGUAUUUAGGGGAUAAAUUUGUGAGGAGAUUCAACCCCAGGAAUCUCGGGUUUUCUCCAAGCCAGAAAGGCCUGCUUUGCACUCUAAUGUAGAAACUCCUUUAGAAAAUGUGUGUAAUGGAUCAAGGCAGUCAUUAUCUUGUCAAUGAAUUAACAAAACUUGAGAGAUGCCAAAAACAUUUUUCAAAGAGUGCAGCUGAGAUCUCCCAGCUGGUGGAUAAGAAACAGGUUUUAUGAAGGAGUCCAGGAAAAGAAAGGAGCACUGAGAACUUUCUUUGUAUGUAGAGUUCUUUGGAGUUAGGUAUGGAGCUGUCCUGAGUGCUCCUGUGGCUACUAGAACAUGCCUCACACUUGGGAGCUGCUACUAGGGCCCCAAACCCAGGCUUUUCCCAAUGUAUCUGAACAGAUACUGAUUUCGGAGUUGGGUUUGAAUCAGACUCUGCCAUUUACUGGCUUUGUGACCUGGGGCAGGUUACUCUGCCUCUUUUGAAUUUGGGUUUCUUUGUAGAUUAAUGAAAACUCACUCAGGAAGGUGGUAUUCUCCCUCCCACCUCAGUUGGGCUAACCUGAUUAGGCCUGAAGUUCAGGGUGAGCCCUUCCACCUCUCCUCACAGCUCUCACAUCUGACUCACCCACAGAUCUUGUCAGGUGUGUUCUCAGAAUCCCAUGCCUACUACUGCCUGGCUAGGUCUCUCACUGGUAUCCUGACUUUCUUCCUGCCCAGCUCCUGUCCCCAGUUUAUCCUCUGCUCUCCAAGCCUGUUGAGAGGACAGGUCAUGUUGCUCAUCUGCUCAAAACUCUCCUGAAUGUCCUGCUCAUUCCAAGGAAAAGCUACAUUCUCAUUGUAGCCAGAGGUGGACUUACAGCAAAACUGUCUGGACCCCUCAAACUCCUUUUGUAGUACUGAGUAUUCAGGUAUUUGCAAUCCUACUUCAUUUUUAAGGAUUUCCCCCAGAUUUCUUAAGCUUUAGGUUUUCCCCAAAUCUGGGUCCACCCCUCACAGUGGCCAACAGUGCCCUGUGCUUUCUGCCUCCUGAGCCUCUCUGGCUUCAUUUCCUACGUCUGGUCCCACACUCAUUCUGCUCCAGCCACACUCACACUCUGCCAUUCUUCAACCUUGCCAGACAAUACUCCAACGUCAAGGCCUUUGCACAAGCUACUUUCUCCAUCCAGAAGUCUCAUCCCCUUGCUAUCUGUAAGGCUACUCCCUCACCUUCUUGGGGCUUUAUUCAAACAUCACCUUACUGAAGCCUUUGCUGGCCACUCUAUUAAAGUCACACCCUCAACUUCACUCCCUCUUCUCCUUACCUACUAAUCACUACAGCAAGCUGUGUCCUUUACUUUUUUUUGUAUCGGGGAUCAAACUUGGGACCUUGCAUUUGUGAAGCAGGUGGCAAAACCACUGAGUGAAAUCCCUGGUCCCCUUUACUUACUUAUUGUCUGUCUUUCCCACUGCCUCCCCCAUUGGAUUGUAAGCUCAAUUAGGGCUGCCCAUUUGGUCUCACUGGUUCAAACUGCUCUCCUAGUUCAAGAAACAGUGGUUGAUACAAUGUAGGGUUUUUUGUUAUUGUUUGUUUUUGUUUUUUUUUGAUGAGUGAAUGAAUGCAACUAGUUUCUUACGGCUUCCAGGGCAGCUGGGUCUUAUUCAAGGUCUUGGAGCCUCACAGUCCCUGCUUGGAGACUGAGUUGUCCUCCUAGAACCCUGGCCUAGGCUAGGAAUUAGUAAUAUAGAAGGUCAUAUGCCAGGCGGUGCUAAGGGACCUAUUUCGUUCCUGGGCCCUGUGGCUGCAGCCCAUUUGCCCUCAUCUCCCUGGGCCUUGGUACAUAAUUAUGUAGAGGAGCUAGAGGUAUCUCCCUAAUGAGGGAAGAGCCCUCUUCCCAGACUUGUCAGGAUGCAGCUAGGUGCCAGCUAGACCUGGGAGACAGCUGUUGAGUGCUUAGGAGCCUGACUCUCCCUGAUCUGAGGGCUUGAAGCACCAAGCCUGGACUUUUGGAACCCCAGUGCCUAUUGUUACCUCUACUUGCUUUUUCUGCAGGCAUCCUGUGAGUCUAUCUGAUGACAGUGUCUGCUACCUAAGACCUCACCAAUAUUGCUCCCUCUUGGGAAAAGCAUUGCUUUUCCCUGCAGCAUGUCCUCCUCCCUGUGCAUACACAUUUGCCCAGGCCUGCACUCAUGCAUACGGACACACUUUGAUGCAUAUCCUUGCAUGCACACACCCUCUCCACACACACAUAGCUUGCUCAGAAGCCAAGGACAGACACCCUGGGGAAGUGGCACCAAGCCAGGGGAUCCUCUGGAUGACUGAUGAUGUUUUCUUUUUCUCGUCCAUGGGCCAUGCAAUUCCCAGCAUGCUGACCUCACAGCAGCAGCCUCUUGUCUCCUCCCCAAGCCAGGAGAUUGUCUACCCUUCCCACUCCCUCCUUAGCGCCAGGAGGAGGGAUGUCCAGGAGGGUUUCCACCUUAGCAUCUCAGGAAGGGACUGUAGUCCUGAGCUGGGAACCAGGCAAACCAGAUCCUGGUGGUCACUCAUUUUCUGUGGGCCUUUGGGUAAAUGGAUCUACCUCUCUGGUCUUCCAGAGGAAAACUGGAAACCUUCCUACUUCCAGAGGGCUUGCCAACAUUGACAGAAUGGUGCCUCAUGUCUGGAUAGGAGGAGGAAGGGGGCAUUAGAAAGAAUCUACAGGGGGGUUCUGUCAGGAGUAAAGUAGGGUGUCAGAGGCACUGCAAAGGCAGGGAGACACCCUCAUGCUGGACCUGUUGGUUUCUUCUUGAAAGCAGACACCCUCUACUCCUCCCCUCCCCAGGAAGUAGAUUCAGCCAGAGGAAAGAGAAGAUGUUGAGAUCUUGUGUGCUUCAGAGUGGUAAGGAGCUCCUUGUCAGUGGAGGCAUGUUAGCAUUUAUUGGUCAGGUGUUGGGUACUUUUAGUAAUGGAGUAUAGUAGAGUUGGAUUAGAUUUGGAUUCAGCCAAGAGGGUUCUAAAUUUCCAAACCUCUUCUUUGGGGAGCUAAUGCCCCAGUGACCACAGCCUGGAAAGACAGUGAGAACUCCGGCCCUGUUGUAUUUUUUUUUUCUUUUUCACAAACAUCCUUUCCCCCAGAUUCUUCCUCUUUGAGGACUGAGUUGUUCACAAACAGAUGGGCAGCACCAGGGCACCUCAUAGUUCAGAGGGUACCAGGAUUGUCCCCUCCCAGGAAGCCAACAGCUUCUGUGCUUUCCCCCUAGUCAAAGCUAAGAGGGAUGGGAGGCAGAGCUCCAUGGAUUGGGCUCUGUGAUUGUUCAUCAGAUGAGUGUGAGCCACUGCCUCCAGGGAUGUGCUUGAAGGUGCUUCAUGCCUCUUAGCCCAUUUCCUUAUCUGUAAAUGGCAUUGCUAAUAACAGCACCUUCCUUGUUAAACUGGAGAUGAGCCUGUUAAGCACUGAGCACGGGUCCUGAUGCUUCCUAAUUGCUUGGUAAAUGUUGCCUCAUUCAUUCACACCUGGUCUAGAUUGUGGCCCAGGCACUGUGGGCACACAGCUCUUGCCCUUGGGGUGUCCAGGCUAUCUGGAGAAGUGGCAGUGGUGUGGCUGGGAAGGGUGAUGCCCAGGGGUUGUGUGUCUAUGCGAUCAUGGAGAGAGGCUAGGAAAGGAGGCUGUCAUGCCAAACUCUUUUCAGGCAGCUCAGUGUGAGCAAGUCCUGACUUAGGGCCAGUGACAUUUAGCAAACACCAUCUCUCCCUCCCAUCUUUUCUUUCUUCUGAUCCCUUCCUUUCCUUCUCUUUUUGAUUCCCCUAUGUCCUUAUCUCCUUUCCUUGAAGCUAUUUAUGGGGGUUAGCCACCUGGAGGUAAGCUCUCCUAGGAGUCCUCACAUUCUCCUAUCAGAGAAGAAAGCAGAGGCCCAAGUGCAAAUGCCUGCAGGGCUCAGCAGGUGACAUCAGUGAACACAGUGGUGGCUGUGGAAGGCAGUGGCAGGAUUAAAGGGGGUGCCUGCUGUUUCUGGAUGGCUGUUGCCCUGUGGUUACAGGCUGUAGUUUUUCAAGAGCAGCCAAACAGCUGGACUUGGUGUGGGUACAGAGAUCCUGAAAGGGAUUAUCCCCUGCCUGAGGAGUGGCUGAGGUCAAAGGAGGGCCCAGAGAGAUGCCACCUGCCAGGUCAGACAUCUGCAGCUCUCCUCUCAUCCAGAGCUUAAUCACUCAUAGACAUGAGGACACCCCCAAGAAGGGGACUGGCCUCUUGCAUCCUAGCUAGAAAGCUGCUGAGCUAUGAGAUCACUUGAGAGUUGACCAUCCAAGUAUCCUUCAUUUCUCUAAUGAAGAUUCAAGCAGCUACUCAGAGUCAGGGUUCAGAAAUUUAGCACUGAACAGGUAAAAAUACAAGAAUACUCCCGAGAGGCUUGACUUGUGAAGAUCAGAGGUGUUUGUGAACAGGGAAUCCAGGUCCCUUUCUGAUCUGGAGAAUUCUUGGGGUGGGAGGCCCAUGGAGACCACCUAUGCUAGCUUGAAAGGAUGGUGGUAUUGGGGAGGAGGGAUGAGGAAGUCCUGUUCUUCCUCCCACUGUUUGAGGCCUGAGAAGAUAGGUGGAGGACGCUGGUGUUUUAGGGGAUCCAACUAUUGAUGUAGGAAAGACAGAGGAGGCUGUGGAGUGGUAUUCAUGACUGCAGCAUAGCAGAGAGACUCUAAUCCUCUAGUGGACUGGACAGAGACUGUGACAGUCUCUGAGGGUCCAGGAUGAAGCUCUUACCAGUUGUGUGUAGAACCCAGUAGAGACCCAGUGUCAAACAACCCCCCAAAACCUAGUAUGAAUAAGAGUAAACCCAUCUAUCCUCACCCCCAUCAUCAUAAAAGGCCAGCAAAGACAUUUGGCCUUUCUCCUUCCUCCUCCCCAUCCACACCCUGGAGGAGGAAGAGCCCAGAAGAGGCUAGGGUAGACUCCUUCGGACUGGGUAUGAAUCAGAAAGUUUUAACUGACCAAAACUGAGUUUGAAAUCAAACUGACAAGCUUGUUACUGGCUCAGCCUUAGCUGUUGAGAUGAGAAAGGUGGAUUUAAUAGAGAUCCACUAGAUAAAAACAUCUCAUGUUUCUACAUUGCAAUGAACUAGGUCAACUUUAGAUCAUUUAAAAAAACAAUAUAUAGUGUUCUCUGGAUAUCAGACCCUGUGCCUUUACAUUUGCUAGCUCAUUUAAAACUCACCAUAACCCUAGAAAGAAGUUCCUAUCAUUACCCAUUUUACAGAUGAAGCUUUGGCAUGGGCAGGUUAAGUGACUUGUCAAAGGUCAUACAACUGGUGAAGAGCAGUCAAGACUCAAAUUUAAUAAUAUGCCAUUAUAUGUGUUAGCAAGUUUAGUAACAUGCAGGCCAGUUGGAGCAUAAUUGUGGCAGAUCUGGGCUGUGGGCUGCCACUUUGAGGCCCAUGACUUGCCUAUGAAUUGGGAACUGUGUGGAGAGCUCAACAGUGGAGUCUCCACUCCAUUCUGUGGAAAUUGAAGCAGUUCAUGGAGUCUCACAAGAUGGGCAGGAUCUCAGACAGUCAGGUCCACCCUUACGCCUACUUUAGAGAGGAGAGCUAAAGACUUGCCAUGGGUAACAUGGCGCAGGCCUCUUGCCCAUUGCUCUCAAUGAUUUCUCCCUUGAAUUUACAUUCUGGGAACCAAGCAGCUUGAAGGAUGAAACUGCCACUGUCUGAAGGGAGGGGAAAGAGCAGGGCUUUGAAUUGGAGGCAGGACACCUAUGUCCUUUCUACUCUGGGAUUCUUGUCAGAGUGGGCCAUCCUGAAUUGGAACCAGCAGUCUGGUUAAACCCUCCUGGGUGAGGCAUCACAGGGGGUGAGCGCUGACCAGGGUGCUGAACCAGCAUGCUGCUUUCCUAACAGCCUGAGGGAACAGGGAGCUGGAAGGGAAGGGGGUCUUCAUUUUUGUCACUUAGAGCCUCCAUUACUGUUUUGGUCACUGAUCAGUGGGAAAGCCUUGGAACUUAAAGCCAAGAUUUAUGGCUUGUGUUGCCCUGGUAAAGUCACUCACUAAUCUGCUUGGGCUUGCUCUUUCACUGGUUCAGUGGGAAAGAGUAGCUCAUCCUGCUUACUCAGAAAGCCAAGGUGAACGGCACAGGGGCCCAGGUAACAGGGCACUGCACCCCAACCAUAGGGCCCAAACUAUCCUCUCAGGAGUUCACUCUCAUAGAGGGUUUCCUGGAUCUGUUUCUUUCCCUGCAAAAUGGAGGUCUGCUGAGUGGUUUCAAGUGCUCCUUACCUGAAGGCUGCAAGCAGAAGUGCUCCAGAAUGUGACACACUAUAAAUAGGAUCAACUUCGGAGUCUAAGACCAUCUUGGGGUCUAUUCAGCACCUUUCCUUUCUUGCACAAGUCCUGAUUCAUUUUCCAGCUUCUGGCAUAGGUUUUGCCUAGUAACUCAUGGUCCUCAUUGGACCAGGGUGUGAAAGCAUUUAUUUCUCAAGAAACUGACCCAGUUCUAAUACUUUAGUGGGGGGGUAUGUUCAGCACCUUGAGUAAGUUGGCCAGCAGUGUUUAUCUUGAGUUUGUGAGGCGGACUACAUAAAAAGCCAGCACACUGUGGCCACCAGGUAAAUGCUUAUUUCCUGCACUGAGGUUGGCCCAAGUCUCCUCUCCUUGAGCCCCAUCCUUACCUCAGUAAUAGAAGUCAGUAAUAAUAGCAGCUGGAACCCACUGAGCCCUCCAUUGCCUGAUAUUAAGUCCCACUGUUUGGUGGGAGCCUGCACCAAUCCUGUAGACAGAGGUGAUAGUCAUUUUACAGGUGAAGGCCACAUACUGGCAAAGGAGUGCUCAGAGUCACACCCAUGCCUGCCUGACUUUGAGCAAAUUAUCAGAUCUUUCCAAACUUUCUGGUAAAAAAAUACAGGUAAUAUCUCGUUAUUGUUAUGAUUUGAAGAGACAAUGUAUAUUUAAAGACACACACAAGACACGAGUGGUCCCCAGAGGUAAGGGAAUGGAGUAGAUGCUGGGAGUUCAAUCAGGGAAAUCUUAAAAUGAGAGGGUUCUUGCAUGCACUAAUCAUAUGUGCCACCAAUCAAGGAGACUUGAUGGGCUUAUCUGCCUCUGAUAUCCAGGUGAAGGAAAAGGACAAAGUUUCUCAAACUUUUAACAGGAAUCUCACGGAGAAUUUGCUGAAGUACAGAUUCUCUUUCAAUAUACUGGGGAUGGGGCCUGAUAGUCUGUGUUUCUAACAAGGUCCCAGGUGGUGCUGCUGCCACUCAUGAUCUCACUCACAAGCAUGCAGUCUUCCCUUCUGAAUUCGCACACUUGCAUGAGCCUAUGAAUCACAAGAGGAACUCAUAAAAAAACCGAUCUGAAGACUGUUUGUGGUUGUAGAUUGGGGUCCAAGAUGUGCUAAUGUGUACUUAGAGCAAGCAUCUGAAGAAAGGCUUGGGCAAGUACAGGUGUGGUACCCACCUGUAUUGUGGACCAUGAUACAGACACAGACUGGCCUACCAGACCACUGUCCCAAUAUACCAUCCUGAGAACAAGGGUGGGAAAGAGAACAAGGACAUUUUCCCAGGAUCCCUUGCUUUAGGGUUUGAGAGGUGAUCAAAUGCAUUUAACUGGGCCUUGGACUUAGACCUGAGUCAAAGGUCAAGAUGGCAGUAUGAAGGGCAUCCACUUUCUGGUGCACAUGUGUGCAGCUGCUCUGUAACCCAGAGUUCCUAUUCCCCAGAUAAUGGCAAUGACAUGAUCACACUAUUCUGUGGACCCUAACUUUUGGCUAAAAUGUUUACAAUGAGUGAAUCCCAGAACUAAUACAUCAGCAGGAACCACCCACUCCUUCAUUCCUCUGACCCCAUCAUACUGUGACUCAUCGCACAUACAGUAUGUGCUCAUCUGGAACACAGCCACUACCUGGCCACUUAGCAUCCUGUUACACUGAGCUGCCAGCCUCAUGAACCUCUAUGCCAGGCCUGACUUUUUAUUUUGCAUACCCACCAGCACCGCCCCUAGUGGUGAGUAUUAAAGACUUCCUGGAACUGGUGCUUCUUGCAUCCUAGGCUCUGCCCUCACUACCCCUCACAUCAACAAAACCACCUUUGCCUUUUGAUCCACCUUCAGGGGCAGAUUCAGGUCCAAGCAUAGCUGGAGUGAAGUGUGUCAAAGAAGGAUGGAGCUGAGAUCCCUGUCUUUGAAACUCUCCUUUGAAACAAAAGGUCAACAGUGGCCACCAAGCAUGCAAGGUUUAGGGAACAGAAAGCUGGGGAUAUGUAUGUGGGAAAUUCUUUGGUGGUGAGACCUGCCUAUAUUGGAACUGCACAAAAGUGGACCAAAUUACGUAGCAGAGACUACGAACUGCACCAGAUUCUACUUUUCCUCCCAUGAAGUAAGGCAUGGAUCAAUAACAAAAUGUCAUUAAUGAUAGAGAGGUCACAAGAGAAUCUGGGUUCCAAAGAGUGAGGCUACAUGGGAUUUGCUACCCAUUUUCCAACCACGUGUCCACAGGACACAGGAACACAGCCUCCAUUUUGAGCAAAAUACAUUCUUUGAGUAGAGGUCUUAGGAGACUUGUGACUUAAAAUGGAGGCUGACAGAAGUUCAUGACUGUGAAGAUAAACACAAUGAGAAACACAGCCAGCUUCAAGAAUUGGGAAGAAGCGAAGCCAUGAAAGGGAAGGUGGGACAUAGGCCAGUGCAUCCCAGGAAUACUAUGAGCGGUCUAGGCAUUUCAGCAAAGGGCAAGUAUAAUUAGACCUUUAUUUUACUUGUCACUGGAUAAACAAUGAAAUUUCAAGCCAAGCAAAUGAAUCUCACUACAUCUGAAAAGGUCACUGGAACUUCCCUAGAGAAAGGAUCUGUCCUGUAUCACAUCAAGCCCAUAUCCCCAAGUCAAACCCUUGUGUGACUUGCUGGCCAUGGCUACCAUCAAAGCCAUGAUCUACUCCGCUAGUGUGAGUGGCUCUGGUUACUGCUUUACUUGGCUUAGGUCAAAAGAUUUUUUUAAAUGGACACAACCACAAUGAAAUAUGACUUGAUACCCAAUAGGUAUUAGCAAGAAGAUGAAGAUUAAUAAGAGUCAGCAAGGAUGUAGAGAAACUGGAACAUGGGAAUGUGAAAUGGUGUGGCUGCUGGGUUAAACACUGGCAGUUUCUCAGAAAUAUAAACUGUAUUACCAUGUGGUCCAGCUAGUCCACUCCUCGGUAUAUACCCAAAUGAAAACGUCCAAAAACUUGUACAUGAAUAUUCACAAGCAACAUUAUUCAUACUAGCCAAAAAGUAGAAAUGACCCAACUAACCAUCAAGACAAAUGGAUAAACAAAUAUGAUAUACCCAGUUGGAUUAUUUGGCCAUAAAAAGGGAAUGAAGUACAGAUACAUGCUGUAAUAUCAAUGAAUCCUGUAAACAGUAUGCUAAGUGAAAGAAACCAGACACAAAGGCCACAUAUUGAGUGAUUCCAUUUAUGAGAAUGUUCAGCAUAGGCAAAUCUUUAGAGAUAGACUAGGGGUUGCCGAGUCUGGGUGAGGGAAAAAUGGAAGUGACUGCUAAUGGAUAUAUGGGGUUUCUUUUGGGGGUGGUAAAAAUGUUCAGGAA
This is a messenger RNA of Fukomys damarensis (Damara mole-rat), 12353 nucleotides long. RefSeq names its product transmembrane protein 74B (gene Tmem74b). Lineage: Eukaryota; Metazoa; Chordata; Mammalia; Rodentia; Bathyergidae. Bases 144 to 842 code for a protein of 232 amino acids. The record is from RefSeq and is a predicted model, not a curated record. The transcript has 2 exons.